Molecule: messenger RNA, 1104 nt
Organism: Rotaria sordida
Lineage: Eukaryota; Metazoa; Rotifera; Eurotatoria; Philodinida; Philodinidae
Source: the annotation of a GenBank genome assembly
AUGUCAUUGAAAAAAUUUAUACCCAUAUAUUCGAAUGAUGAUAAUACUAAUGAUGAAAUGGAAGUUGGUUCAUCAUCAGUUAAAGUUCAUCGUUAUAUAUGUGAUACAAAUACAGAUUGGUCAACACAAUCAACUAAUAUAUCAUCAUCAACAACAACAACAACAGAUGAACCAGGUGUUACUAUAAAAGAUGUUGUACCACGUUCAAUGUAUUAUCAUGAACAAUAUAAUAAUGAUGAUGAUGAUGAUUGUUUAUGUUCAUGCGCAUGUUGUCGUUGUGAAUGUUGUCCAACUGUAUCAGAUUGGUGUAUAAGAGAUCCAUAUGGUUUAUCAUGUGGUUUUACAACAUGGUUUUUAUUUAUUUAUGCUCAAUUUGUUAUUAUAUUUGUUAUAUUAAUACCUAAAAGCCAUUCAAUAAUAUUUAAUAUAAUUAAUUUAUUUAUAUUUCAUUUAUUAGAAAUACUUGCUGUUUCAUCACAUUAUCGAACAAUGUUUUCUAAUCCAGGUGCUGUUCCAUUGAAUGAUGCAACACCAGAGAAUUUAUUGAAAUAUGAAAAUGGUACUAUUGUUUAUCGAUGUGCUAUGUGUAAAAGUAUAAAACCACCAAGAUCCCAUCACUGUAGUGUUUGUAAACGAUGUAUAAAACGAAUGGAUCAUCAUUGUGUAUUUGUUAAUAAUUGUGUUGGACAAAAUAAUCAAAAAUAUUUUAUUUUAUUUACAUUUUAUACUUGUGUUAUUUCGAUCUAUGCACUUAUUCUUCUCGGGAUUCAUAUAACAACAUGUAUUAAUUCUGAUUGGAAUGCAUGUACAUCAUGGUCACCACCGGCAACUAUUAUUUUUCUAAUAUUUCUUGCAUUUGAAGCUAUAUCAUUUUCAAUUUUUACUGCAAUUAUGACUGGAACACAAUUAUAUUCAAUAUAUACUGAUACGACGGGUAUUGAAUCUUUUAAAGGAGAAAAAACUGGUAGUCGUCGUUCUAGUUCAUUUAUUUCAUCAUUAAAAAUAGUAUUUGGUUCUCAAGUUGGUUUAGCAUGGUUAAAUCCAUUUUCAAAACCAGUUAAUUUAAUAACACAAAAUGAUGAACGUGUGACAUUUGAUGUGUAA